GUCAGUAACCCAGGAGAGGUUCAAGUACUACCUAUAAUGGUCUAAAAUAGCAAGGCUCUGCCCAAAGUGGGAGGGGGGAAGGUACUUUUUCAGACUGGAAGUACAUUUCUUUUGCUAUUGAAAAGAUCUUUUCACUCUCUUUCGCUUUAAAAAUAUGGUCACGUGGUUAACUGAAGCUUUUUGGCAAAAUUGCAGUGCAUCACUAAUGUCGCAAAAGUUUCGAUUUGGGGUUGGUAUGUUAAUCAAUGAUGAUGUAGCCAUCCUAACGUAAUGCAAUCGGGAGAGGCUUGGGACUAGCGAGCCUUCGAUAAAGCAGCGGUAACUUGAGCAGCUUUUCAAGAUGGCGGGUGGCUGACCUGGUGCAGUCGGGAAUAGCCACAAAUGCAACUGAGAUGCAUGAUAUAUUGAGACCUUUGGAACAGGGCCUUGGAAACAGAUUUAUGAUUGCGUUUUGGAGAACUUGGAACUGAGAACUGGAGAGCCUGGGUCAAGGUUUACUAUGCACGCUUCAACUUUCUCAAACAAGAAAAAGUUUUGGAGCUUUUUGGAGUUUUGAGAACAGCAGCUCAACAGAUGUACUCAGUGCGUGCUAUUUUUUUGUUUUAUUGGAAGGGAGUUUUGUUUCAGACCCAUUCAACCGAGCAGGUAGCUGUCGCUCAUGAGAUUGAUCCAUUUGCAACCACAAAGGCAGCACAUGUUUAUUCAUGUUGCUGAAAGGACUUGACGAUUUCUUUGUUCAGGUCAACUCAUGCACGGUAAAGCGGCGACGAGUGAGCUCAAGACAUGAAUACAAACCCUAGAGGAAUUACACGCCGAACAGUGAACAAGUUUUGAGGGCUAGACUUCUGCUUGGCUUACUUCCUGUACUGUGUUCACACGCGCCUCUCUGUGUUUCAGGAUCAGCCAAGAACUCCUAAUGUGGCGGUUGAUCAAGGUUUUAUUUGGAAUAUAAAACGGUACGUUCGACAAAUGAUUACCGCAACUUUGGAAGAUUUGCAUCGUAGGUGAGGAGACUCGAUGAAAGAAACCGACGACAUCGACAAAUAUCGCAGGGUUUUGGAUUAUUUCACCAACGACGAUGGCUCCGGGGAAUUCAAUACUGGGUCGGGAGACAAAGUCAAGGUUAAGAUUGCCAUUGGCUUUGCCAUCGCUUGCGCUGUGCUCUUACUAGGAAUCUUCAUAUUGUUGUUGUACAAGGUGUUGUGGUUUCGAUCCAAUAGCAAUGGUACGAGCAAACCGCCAGCCAAGGCCGUCGUACAGGGACGCGCGCCAAGUGUGACGGAACAAGAUUUUCGGCGGACCCGCCAGCAACGCAGGCACCAACCUCUGAUGAGAUCCGACAGCUCUGCGUCUGAGAUCGACUUCGAUAAUUCUUGGCUGAGAAACAACAAUCUGACCUCGUCUGAAUCAGACAGCAGCACCGAGCCAAGUCUAAACUUAGGAAAACUCGAAUUUAACAUCAGUUAUGAUACAGAGACAGAGUGUCUGCGAGUGACGGUAGUGGCCGCGCACAAUCUACCGUCAAUUCACAGCACGAGUUACGUGGAAUUGUACCUGUUACCGGAGAGAGUGGAAAAACACCAGACAAAAAUUCAUUAUUCUAACUGCAGUCCUGUUUACAAUGAAGAAUUCCAGUUUGAUAUUGGAUUUUCGGAGUUGCCGGAGCGUACCUUGCAAUGCUGUGUGUAUAGUUACGACGGAUUUUCUCGGCAUCAGUCCAUUGGGGAAGUUUUUUACUCAUUUGACGAGGAUGAUCAAUUGACUGAGUAUUCAGGUGUAUCACUGUGUAAGGAUAUCAAGAGAGAUGUGUUUUUGAUGAAGGAGGAUAGUCCAACCCGUGUAGGGGAGGUGUUGGUGUCACUGUGCUAUCUCCCUACCACCAACAGACUCACAUUUGUGGUCCUGAAAGCGAGACUUUCAAAAAGCACAUUUCCAGAUGAAUUGCCAAGUCCAUUUGUCAAAGUCUCCCUGAUGCUGGCCGGUCGGCAAAUGAAAAAAACGAAGACCUCUGUAGCAAGAAACACCCUACUUCCGGUCUAUAACGAGGCGUUCGUCUUUGAUGUCCCAAUCGAUCGCCUAAGUGACGUCAGCUUGCUAGUGCGCGUGCUCGACACAUACCACGGAGAUGGGAGGCGGCCUCAGACCCGAACUAUUGGCAAGACAAUUGUAGGACCUGAUGCCCAGACAAGCAUUGGUUUGCAUCACUGGAACUGUAUGAUGACAACUCCCAGGAAACCCAUUGCUCAGUGGCAUCCACUGGUAAAGUCGUGACUGACGAUCAAGAAUAUCAUCAGAAAAUUUACCAGUAACGCUUCUGUGACUAAAUGUUCUUUUCAGUCCCAAUACCUCUGGUUUUUUUGUUACCUCGGUAAACUGGACGCGAACGAGGUCAAAUGUUAUUUAAAUACAAUAUGAUAGCGCUCGAGGUUCGAUUGCUCUUGUUGUAUAUAUUCCACUGAACAUUUUGAAAAUCAAGUUAAAUACAAUUUCAGACCUGACCAGAAGGGUCAAAUUAAUGGUUGAACAAAUUUCUGAAAAAUGAAUGUAAUUUAUUGGGGUAUUUUUUGAACUUUUUUUUUUUUAACUGUUUAUAUUCUAAUAUAUAUACUUGCAUAUCCAGCGUAAUGUUUGGGUUUUAUAAAAUAUUUUGCUAUAGCCAAAGUUUUUGAACGACAUAAACGGAAAAUUUGAUGAGUUACUGCUUUUAAUUAAAUGAAUUCAGGUGGAGUUUUUCGGGGAACGGUUUGUAAGGUAUCGAAAUAUUUGCUAUUUGAAAUAACUUCUUUGAUGUACCAUGUGAUAAUUUGGAGAAGAAAGUUUGGUCCAAGGACCGCAUCUUAUCGGUUAUGUGGUCGAGUAACUGAGAGAUUGCGAAAAUAGACCAAACAACGAAAUUUAUUGCCUGGUUGUUAGUUUAGUUAUUUAUGUAUUUAUAUGAUUUACAACUGUAUUUACACGUUGGUUUAGCACUCCGAAACAAAUCUUUUGCACACUGCGCUCUGCAGUAUCCUGAUCAGCGGUCUUUACAAUCAAGAAUCUAAUACCCGGAAGAGAUAGUUACAUCGCUCAAUGGGUUACAUCAAUUUUUUUCUGUUCUUGUUGACAGAAAGCAAAAUAAGAAGAAAAUCUCGUUUAAGUUUGUAAACGUUUUUUGCCAGUAGUUAGUCAACAAUUUGAAUUUGUAUGCGAAUUUUGUAUGGAAUAAAGAAUUUUCGAUGUGAA
Orbicella faveolata is the source of this 3222-nucleotide messenger RNA. Its product is annotated as synaptotagmin-6-like. The record is from RefSeq and is a predicted model, not a curated record. Gene Ontology annotation, molecular function: calcium ion binding; phosphatidylserine binding; calcium-dependent phospholipid binding. NCBI's taxonomy places the organism in Eukaryota, Metazoa, Cnidaria, Anthozoa, Scleractinia, Merulinidae. Gene Ontology annotation, cellular component: plasma membrane; exocytic vesicle. Gene Ontology annotation, biological process: calcium-ion regulated exocytosis.